AUGUCGAGUGGAAAGAAAGGCCGAGGUCGCCAAAAGAUCGAGAUGAAAAAGAUGAGCAACGAGAGCAACCUGCAAGUGACUUUCUCAAAGCGUCGUAGCGGACUCUUCAAGAAAGCUAGCGAGCUUUGCACCCUUUGCGGUGCAGAUGCUGCUCUCGUUGUAUUCUCACCUAGUGGAAAGGUAUUUUCCUUUGGUCACCCCAAUCUUGAUACGGUCAUAGACCGCUAUCUUUCUCUUGUACCACCACAAAACAACGGCACGAUGCAACUCAUUGAGGCUCACCGCAAUGCCAACGUUCGUGAACUCAAUGCUCGGAUGACUCAAAUCAACAACACACUGGAUGCUGAGAAGAAGAUUGACGAUGAGCUGAGCCAUUUGCUCAAGGAAACGGAGGCAAAUUUUUGGUGGGCUUGUCCGGUUGAUGGAAUGAAUAAGGAUCAACUUGAAUUAUUCAAAAAGGCAUUGGAGGAGCUUAAGAAACUUCUAAUUCAACAUGCUACAACUCGAACUCUUCCAUUUUUUGUUGGCAAUGCUUCUUCCUCGAACAUUUAUCUCCAUCAUCAGCCAAAUACUCAACAAUCUGAAAUGGACUAUGUUGAAAACACAAUAGAAACUCCAGAUAAGUUGUUGCAAAGGGAGAUAGAUGAGGCACUGAAGAGAAGCAAAUUCUUCUUAGAGGAAAGGUUUAGUGCGUUCGAGGUACAAGACGUGGAGGAUAGUGGAAAUGAUUUAGGGCAACAACACAAUGUAGAAGACACUUCCUCUCAAAACACUAAAUUUGUGGAUGCAACACAAAUUGGAGAUUUGAAUAAUAUUGCUGGUGAGGAAGAGGAAGUUCAACAGGAGACCUCGGAAGAUAAAGUCAGGAGGAAUUCAGAAUUUUUGAAGAAGUCUUGGGGUCUAUGCAUCAACUUGUUACUUGAAGAGAAGGCGUCUGUGGGAAACACUAGGGACCUGAUCAUCCUUAAAAAAUCCAGUGUCAACAUUCAUGCUCCAAAGGCACCAAUCAUCAAAGAGAUUAUAUGGAAACCUCCCUAUCAUAAUUGGAGGAAAUGUAAUAUUGAUGGAGCUUCUAAUCCCACAAAUUCUUCUUGUGGGAGCAUUUUCAGAGAUAGUGAUGCAAUCUUCAAAAUGAAAUUUGCUGAGAAUAUUGGUGGGGGACUGCAUUCCAUGUUAAACUACCAUGAGUACUUAGAGCUAUUGAGUUGA
Messenger RNA from Medicago truncatula (barrel medic), 1209 nucleotides. Its product is annotated as serum response factor homolog A. The record is from RefSeq and is a predicted model, not a curated record. The transcript is spliced from 5 exons. Lineage: Eukaryota; Viridiplantae; Streptophyta; Magnoliopsida; Fabales; Fabaceae. Bases 1 to 1209 code for a protein of 402 amino acids. Gene Ontology annotation, molecular function: protein dimerization activity; DNA-binding transcription factor activity, RNA polymerase II-specific; RNA polymerase II cis-regulatory region sequence-specific DNA binding. Gene Ontology annotation, biological process: positive regulation of transcription by RNA polymerase II.